This is a messenger RNA of Moneuplotes crassus, 994 nucleotides long. Lineage: Eukaryota; Ciliophora; Spirotrichea; Euplotida; Euplotidae. The record is from the annotation of a GenBank genome assembly.
AUGGACUUGAAACUAGGAGGCAAAUACAAGACAGGCAAGAAGCUAGGCUCAGGUGCUUUCGGAGAAGUGUUCGUUGCUAAAGAAACUAAUACAGAUGAAGAAGUCGCUAUUAAAGUUGAGUCCAAUAGGACUAAACAUCCACAGCUUUUGCAUGAAGCCAAGCUGUUGAAGCUGCUGAAGGGGAAGGGAAUCCCAGAGCUUAAGGGAGCCAUCGUUGAAGGAGACUACAACGUAAUGAUUAUGACUUUGCUUGGACCAAGCUUGGAGAACCUCUUGAAAUACUGAAAAGGGAAAUUUACUCUGCAUACAACAGUCAUGUUUGCCAUUCAGGCGUUAGAAAGGAUUGAACAUGUACAAUCCUGCAAUUUCCUUCAUAGGGAUAUUAAACCAGAUAAUUUCGUUAUUGGAAGCAAGAAGCCAUCUUUGAUCUACAUGAUCGAUUUUGGGUUAGCCAAGAGAUUCAGAAACCCAAAGACAGGACAGCACAUUCCUUGGAAAGAAGGAAAGAAUCUGACUGGGACAGCCCGUUAUGCCAGUCUAUUUACUCAUUUAGGAUACGAACAGGCCAGAAGAGAUGAUCUAGAAGGACUUGGGUAUGUCAUGCUUUAUUUCCUCAAAGGAAAGCUUCCAUGGCAAGGACUCCCAGCUAAAACUAAGAAGGAGAAGUACGAGAAGAUUAAAGAAAAGAAGCAGAAUACUCCAAUAGAAGAUCUCUGUGCUAAACUUCCCAAGGAGUUUGCUAAAUAUUUGAAUUACUGUAGAAGCCUUCAAUUUGAGGACAAGCCAUGCAUCUCCGACUUAAAGAGACUUUUCAAGAACCUCCUUAAGAAGAAAAACCUUGAAUAUGACUUCAAGUUUGACUGGAUCAAGAAGAAGGCCAAGGUUCCACCAGAGAUUGGCUAUGCUGACUCAGAAGAAGGAGAAGAGCCAAAUUACAGGGAUAGACUGAAGGAGAUCCUCAAUAAAAAAUAAGUUGCUAUAUUUCAUGUGACAC